Molecule: messenger RNA, 414 nt
Organism: Menidia menidia (Atlantic silverside)
Lineage: Eukaryota; Metazoa; Chordata; Actinopteri; Atheriniformes; Atherinopsidae
Source: the annotation of a GenBank genome assembly
CUUUUGUUGCUGCUUCAUUUGGCUGGUCACAAACUUUGCUGCACCUACGGGUGCUCUGACUCAAGUGAUACUCGGGUCCUUGUAACUCUGGAUGAUGAUGAACUCUGUUAUGCAGAUUUUAAAAAAGAAAUUGGUAUUUGGGACAGCAAAAUACAAACAACUACCGGUAAUGAAUGGAACUAUGAAUUAGCUGAAAGAUAUAGAUUAAUAGAGGAAGUGAUAGAAGAAGAAGAUAAUACCCUCAUCUGCUUCACAAACAAAUUCUUUCCUCCUGAAGAGGUGAAAAUGGAAGAUGCUUUAAUUAAAUCUAUUGCCAAUCCUGAUGGGACGUUCCAUGUCUUCUCCUACCUGAACUUUAUCAAAAAACAAGGAGAUGUCUACAGCUGCCCUGUGGAGCUCUGGAGGAACCUGUGA